UGGUAGGAAAUCAAUGCCACCAAUGCCUCAUGGAGUUGAUUUAAGGGGUGUAGCAGGGCACGGUAGUGUGGGCAGUUCAAAACCAGACUCGUCAUUACAUAAUGUGGAGGGCUCAUCAAGUUCGAGGGGAGUAAAAUUUGAGGGUAGUAGUGGCAGGACAAAGACGAUAUCAACAAUGUACGAUUCAGGUUCUCACCUUUCGAGUGCAGAACCAUCACACAGUAGUGGUGGCACAGGGUCAAUUGAUAUCACAGAGGAAAAGAGCUAUUUUGAAACGCUCGUGUCAAGAAGCCCAGAAGAUGUGCAUUUGAAGAAGAAAGGAGUGACUUUUGAGGUUGAUGAAAUGUCAAAGAACGAGAUCGAAUCACCCAAGUCAAGUAGCUUGACCACAUCACAUGCUCAUGGCACCAGGGAUCUUCAUGAGGUUGUGGCUGAAAUUAGAGAUGAAUUUGAGAUUGCUUCCAGUAAUGGAAGGGAAGUUGCUCUGAUGCUUGAGGUUGGGAAGCUUCCUUACCAGCCUAGCCUUGUUAAAGAGCUUGUAUCCAGGAUUUUAUACCUGAUUGUCCCGUCCAUGUCGGUAUCGCAUACGGUGACACUGAAGUCAGUUAGACUGGCUACCAAAACAAGAAAAUUGGUGAAAUCCUAUUUUGGAGAUGUUGGCCAAGACAAUGUUGUGCAGCCCUGUAACCUGUCAGCUACCCUUGACGAGCUAUAUGAAUGGGAGAAGAAAUUAUAUAAGGAAGUUAAGGAUGAAGAAAAACUGCGGCUUGUAUAUGAAAAGCACUGUAGAAGGCUGAGAACCUUGGACGAGCAAGGAGCUGAGUCAAGCAAGAUAGAUGCUACUCAGGCAUCGAUCAGAAGAUUGCUAACAAAACUUAACGUCUGUAUAAAAGCAAUUGACGCAAUUGCACGCAGAAUUCACAAAUUAAGGGAUGAAGAAUUGCAACCCCAAGUUGCAGAAUUAAUUCACGGGCUGGUGAGAAUGUGGAGGUCAAUGCUCAGUUGUCAUCAGAAGCAGUUUCAAGCAGUGAUGGAGAGUAAAACAAGGGCUCUCAAAGCAAAUACUGGAUUUCAAAGAGAUUCAAGCGUGAGAGCUACUCUUGAACUUGAGAUGCAGCUUUCGUCAUGGUGUAGCCACUUUAAUGAUUGGAUUUGCAGCCAGAAAUCCUAUGUAGAAUCCUUAAACGGGUGGCUUCUACGAUGCCUUAAGUAUGAUCUGGAAGAAACCCCCGAUGGACCUGUCCCUUUCUCUCCUGGCCGUCUUGGAGCUCCUCCAGUUUUUGUAAUUUGCAAUGAUUGGAGUCAGGCAAUGGAAGCAAUUUCUGAAACUCGUGUAGCAAUUGCUAUGAAUAGUUUCGCUACAAGUUUGAGGCAGCUUUGGGAAAGACAAGAUGAGGAGCAGAGGCAGAGGAUCAAAGCAGAAUAUCUCUCAAAGGACUACAAGAAACGGCUAACCAUGCUUCAGAGUAAGAGAGGGAGCGUGAAGCAUGAGCAAGAUGCAAUGUCCGACGGAAGUCACAUAAUUGUUCCAUCCGAAAAAGGCAUUUCACCUUUGGACGAUCUAAAGGUGGACUUGGAUAUGUUUAAAAAGAAAUUAGUGGAGGAGAGAACAAAGCACAAGGAUGCCAUUAAGUUAGUGCAUGAUGCAGCUUCUAGUAGUUUACAGGGGGGUUUACUUCCAAUUUUCAAGGCUUUGGAGAACUUCACAUCGGAAGCUCUGAGAGCGCAUGAACAAGUCAGGUUACAGAGUGUUAGAGACAGUUCAUAGGCAGCGUUGGCAUCAUUUUCACAAUUGGAUCCUAACUUUAUUCCAAUUUGGAUAACAUUCAUGGCGACUAGUUAGAGAGAAUGAUAUAUUCGACAGUAACAGCAAUUCACGCAGAGGAUGCUCUUGGUUACGCAGUGGCUAUCAGAAGUUCAGCUUUUGAGACGAUAAGUUUUAGCAUAUUAACUGUUAAUCAUUAAGUCAGUUUUGUCUGUUGAUGUUAAUAGGUAGGUACUUGUAUAGUAAUUCAUUUAUUUGUUGAUUGGGUUUAUUGGUGGAUAGUUUUAUCCAUAGGUAAUUUAUGCUGGAUGUAUGGUUUAUCUGGGUUGGGGAAGGGAUGCACUGUGGAAGUUAGCCCUAAGUCUGUCAGGGUAGGGUUGAUGAAUGAAAAUUUUGGCAAUGUUGCAGAAAAUAAACUCGUUCUAGUUUCCGUCC
Molecule: messenger RNA, 2200 nt
Organism: Nicotiana tabacum (common tobacco)
Lineage: Eukaryota; Viridiplantae; Streptophyta; Magnoliopsida; Solanales; Solanaceae
Source: RefSeq, a predicted model, not a curated record